Cladophialophora psammophila CBS 110553 is the source of this 639-nucleotide messenger RNA. RefSeq lists its product as uncharacterized. Gene Ontology annotation, molecular function: transmembrane transporter activity. Gene Ontology annotation, cellular component: membrane. The record is from RefSeq and is a predicted model, not a curated record. NCBI's taxonomy places the organism in Eukaryota, Fungi, Ascomycota, Eurotiomycetes, Chaetothyriales, Herpotrichiellaceae. Bases 1 to 639 code for a protein of 212 amino acids. Gene Ontology annotation, biological process: transmembrane transport. The transcript has 2 exons.
AUGGCACCACCAUCUAGCAACGUUGUUUUCUUUGCGAGUUUCAUCCUUGGAUGUAUCACGAUAUCCAAGGUUAUGAAUACCGACGGGCGCAUCCGCGGGUUUCAGUUCGGCAUCUUUUGGCACAUCGGUGACAGUGUCAUCCAGAUUGCUUCCGUGAAUCAUGGAGUGUUCCUCGUUGGAUACAGCUUCACUGGCAUGGGUGUCGGUUUCUCUGCCGUCACUGGACCUAUCUAUCUAAUGGAAUUUGCUCCUUCGCUGUCGCUAGGUCUCAUGGCCAGCAUGCACAGAAGUUGCCAAAACACAGGAUACUUCUUUUCAACGACUUUUACUGCUGGACAGCACGAUCUGGCUCCUGCAGAGUCCUCGAUGCCUGGUGUCCAAGGACACAACGGAAGAUACUAUGGUGGUCCUGACUUGACAAGACUCCACCAAGACAAAAGAGAUAGGGAUAUCAGCUUCAUGCAAAAAGAGUACAGGGAAAUUCUGGGGCAACCGGUCCUUGGAAAAGAAGCACGAGGCUUCAUGUCCAAUGACCGUCUUCUACUCACGAACUGCACCGAUUUCAUUCGGAUUUUACUUGUAAUCUUGGUCACCACGGGUAUUAUCAACAUAGGUGUUCUCGUCAUCAAUGGUAUGUGA